CCUCCGCGGCGGAUGAGUGACAGGCGGGCGCUGAGGAGCGGCGAGGACGUCGAGCGCCCCCCGCGCGUGCGAGCGACGAGGCGGCCCUGACGGGGCAGCGCGGCCCGCCCGGUUCCCCUUUUCUGGCUUCGCUCCGACGACCCUCCGCGCCCUGCCAAGACCCCCCCCACCCCCACUCAAGACCGCCACCACCACGACUACCACGACGGCGGCGGCGGCGGGGUCCGGGCUCCUCACCCGCCCCCCGAUGACUGCGGCAAACGGCGGAGGCGCCCACGACGACUUCGACUUCAGGCUCAUCUUCGGGGAGGAAGACGGCGACCCGCCGGGGCCUGUCGCCGCCGCCUCCUCCUCCUCCUCGGCGGCAGCAGCAGCAGAUCUCGAACCCGAUGACUGCGCAUCUUUAUGCAUUUUCAGUGUCGACCAUUCAUCAUCUGUAAAUCAUCCCAUCUGUAUCCCGUGUCAUGGAUUUCAAACACACCCUUCUCCUUUGUCUUCGCCUGCUAAAUUGCAGAGCCACAAAAGCUACGAAGGAACCUGUGAAAUACCCGAUUCUAAGUACAGUCCACUUGGUGGGCCUAAGCCUUUUGAAUGUCCUAGUAUUCAAAUUACAUCCAUCUCUCCAAACUGUCAUCAUGGAAUAGAAGCCAGUGAAAAUGAAUUGCACACCAAUGGCCCUCAAAAUGAAUAUAUGGAAAGGCCUUCAAGGGACCACUUGUACCUUCCUCUUGAGCCAUCUUACCGAGAGUCAUCCCUUAGCCCGAGCCCUGCCAGCAGCAUUUCCUCUCGGAGCUGGUUCUCAGAUGCUUCCUCUUGUGAGUCAGUCUCUCAUAUUUACGAUGACGUGGAUUCGGAACUGAAUGAAGCUGCUGCUCGCUUCACCCUCGGGUCACCCUUGGCAUCUCCUGGAGGUUCCCCAAGAGGGUGCCCAGUUGACGAUCCUUGGCAACAAUCGUAUGGAUUCGGGCAUGCCUUGUCACCAAGACAAUCUCCUUGUCAUUCUCCUAGGACUAGUAUCACAGAUGAGAAUUGGCUUAGCCCAAGACCAACCUCCAGGCCCUCCUCAAGGCCUACAUCACCAUGUGGGAAGCGCCGACAUUCUAGUGCUGAAAUCUGUUACCUCGGUUCCCUUUCUCCUCAUCAUUCUCCCUCUCCAUCACCAGGACAUUCUCCUAGGGGGAGCAUCACGGAAGACACAUGGUUGAAUUCUUCCCUCCAUGGUCUCAGUCCCGGCCUUUCAGCUUUCCAGUGUUGCGGAGAUACCGACAUCCCUCUUAAGACAAGGAAGACCUCUGAGGAUCAAACGGCAAUUAUUUCUGGGAAAGCGGAACUUUGUUCUGAAGACCCGGGCAAUUUAUCUCCAUCCCUUGAAACUCCAAUAGAUGAUAGCUCUGUACCCCAGCAUAUGUUAAAAAAAGAUUUGCCUGGUGAACAAUUUCUUUCUGUUCCUUCACAUUUUACCUGGAAUAAACCAAAGCCUGGCCAUACUCCUAUAUUUCGCACAUCUUCAUUGCCGCCUCUAGACUGGCCUUUACCCAUACAAUAUGGGCAGUGUGAACUGAAAAUAGAAGUACAACCAAAAACCCAUCACAGAGCACAUUAUGAAACGGAAGGCAGCAGAGGAGCAGUAAAAGCAUCUACCGGUGGACAUCCUGUGGUCAAGCUCCUAGGUUACAAUGAAAAACCUGUAACUCUUCAGAUGUUUAUUGGGACAGCAGAUGAUCGUUACUUACGGCCACAUGCUUUUUACCAAGUGCACAGAAUCACAGGAAAAACUGUUGCCACGGCAAGUCAAGAAAUAAUCCUUGCCAGCACAAAGGUUUUGGAAAUUCCUCUUUUACCUGAAAACAACAUGACUGCCAGCAUUGACUGUGCAGGUAUUCUGAAACUCCGCAAUUCAGACAUAGAGCUUCGGAAGGGGGAGACGGAUAUUGGAAGAAAAAACACAAGAGUGAGACUUGUAUUUCGUGUCCAUAUCCCACAGCCUAGUGGGAAGGUCUUGUCCCUUCAAGUUGCCUCUAUACCCAUUGAAUGCUCUCAGAGAUCGGCUCAGGAACUUCCUCAGAUAGAGAAAUACAGCAUCAGCAGUUGCUCCGUUAACGGAGGCCAUGAAAUGAUGGUUACAGGCUGUAACUUCCUUCCAGAAUCGAAAAUUUUAUUUCUGGAAAAGGGGCAAGAUGGACGGCCCCAGUGGGAAGUGGAAGGCAAAAUAAUUAGAGAUAGGAGUCAAGAGGCUGCGCUCAUCCUUGAAGUUCCUCCAUAUCACAACAAAGCAAUUACAGUGGCUGUCCAUGUACAGUUCUAUGUUUGCAACGGCAAAAGGAAAAAAAGCCAGGCUCAGCGUUUUACAUAUACUCCAGUUGUAUUGAAACAAGAGAACAGAGAUGAAAUGGAUUUGUCUUCGGUCCCAUCGUUGUCCCUGACUCACUGUAAAGGACUGUCUCCUGUCCAAACCCAGUUGCCUUCACCUGAUCCAGGGCUUUCACACGAUAGUUUACUUCCUCCUUCCUCCAGGAACCUUGUCUGUCCCGUACAGCCGCCCUUCACCCCCAUGGUAUCCUCAACAGUAACUCAGUUGUCACACAUACAAGGUCGAAACCUUAGUCCAGGGGAAGAGCAUCCUGUUCUGUCUUCAGCUGUAGUCCAUCCGUCUUUUCAGGUCACAGCAGCGUCUUCUGUGGGGCCUUCCUACCAGUCUAUGCAACCUAAUGUUAUGUUUAAUGGACAGUCUGGUCUUCCCAUGGAUCCUGCCUCUUCUAGUCAAGGAUAUGAGGCAAUUUCAUUUCAGCAAGACGCACCUGUUCCUCCACUGAUAAACCUCAGCUGCCAGUCUCUGCCACCAAUCCCAUAUCAUUCUUCAAGUUCAUGUUCCGUGUCAACGUCCGUUGCAACAGGAGGACAUACUUCAGCACACCUAGCUCAAUCGAGACACUCCUCGCCUCAUUUGCAAUCCAUGCGAUACCAUUGUCCCGAUCCUCAGCAAAGUCCUGUCUCUUCUGCAGUGACUCAGUCCCUUGGACACCCUUCCACACAGUUGCAGCCAAUGACUUAUUCUUCAAAUCCAGGUAAUUCCUCAUCAUCAUCAUCCCCCAAAUCUUCUCAUUCUUUAGUCCAUUCACCUCGAUCUGGGCCAUCUUCGCCACAGUUGCAACCUAUACCCUACCAUCUUUCUAGCUCGGGAUCUGCCUCAUCUCCUCCUCCAGCCUCUGUCAGUCAGCCUGGGCAACAAUCCCCACAGGAGCAUAGCCCAGGUUUGGGAGGAAUCGCUACAGCUUCAUCUUUGCUGCAUCAUAACAUAUGUGACACAUCUCCAUUUCCAUCAGAAGGGUCAACUGUUAAUAUUAAGCCUGAACCAGAAGAUCAAGAGUUAAAUUUUCAGACAAUGGGAUUGGAAGACAUCACUUUAGAUGAUGUGACGGAAAUCAUUGGAAGAGACAUGCCGCAGAUCUCUGCGUCCCGCGGAACAGGAGCUGCCGUCCUGCGGAAACCUGGAGAGAGCCAGGAAGCCUUGCAUUUUCCCUCCGAAUAAUGUUAUGUCCCUCUUUAGAUCUACUGUGCUUCCGAUUACGUGGCCUUGAUGAUCCUGGACACUGGAUCCCUACAGAGCUGUUUUAGGAGACCGGGAAAGAGAGUGGUAACAGGAAACGGGUUGAGUUCUAGAUUUUUUAGGAUGCUGUAAAGAAAAGGAAAAAAAAUUACUUUAUAAAAAUGGACACCAAGAAGUGACCCAAGAUACUCUAACCUUGAGUAAAAUACCAAUGAGCUUUGCUUGUCAUGCAUUUAACAUAAUUCUUUUAUAUUAAAUGCUUAAUUGUACGGAGAAACGUAGUUCUGCUCUCAAUAUGCACAGUUACUGAAUGUGGGUAAUUUUUUUUUUAAAAAAACACCAUCUUUAUAUGCUGCUUUUCUUUAGGAGAGAUAACUAAGAUUGUAAUAAAAAUUUGUAUACCUUUUGGACGGUCUUUUUGAAGAGCCUUUAAGCAUAUGUGGUUUAAAACAGUUUUUUAAAAUAAUAAUAAUAAUAAUAUAAUAAUACUCUCCUUCAAAGGCACAGAAGUACCUAUCAUCUGAAGCCAAUGCCUUUGGAAAUCUUCUUAUGUAUGAAUAAUGAUUACCAUUUUCUUUGGAGCUUUAGGAAGCAAAGCCAAAUAUAGAUCUGUGUUCUCGAGACACUGAAAAGUUUUGGUAGGCUGCAAAGAUACCAUUCCAUCAUGGAAAGAUUGGGAUAGAAACGACAUUCCAAAACCUGACUUUUAUACCUUCGUACCUUUGCUAGCACAGACCUGUUCUAAAUGGAAGCACUUGCUCAAAAUGAUUUAUAGAUGUGCUCAUUUUUAACGAAGCCGUUGUACAAUUUUUUGGGGGGGCUACGUCAAAAGGCUGUGUUCCAUAUGGAGUCCUUUUGAUCUGAUUUGUUCAAACUGUAAAACUGCUGUUCUUGAGAUUCCUCAGGUAGAGAACUUCACACAGUCUAUUCUUUUUUUUCCCCCCUGUUAGAUGUGUCUGAAAAUGUAUGUUGGCAUUUAUAUGGGCUUCUUAAAACCUUUUCUUAAUGGUUUAGCGAUCCUACAGUUUUUUCAUCCUCUUAAGAAAUUAACUUGUAUAACCAAAGGAACGUAGCUAGGCACUGUUACUGUACGUGGGGUACUUCACAGUGCUGACCUAGGCAGCUCACUGAACAGGGACACACCUCUGCAUGGUGAUCGCUGAGGGUGAAGCUGCCUGUGACCACCUAUGCAUGUUAGGUUAAUAUUUCCCACCAUGGUGUGAUUUUGGGGUCAGUGGGUGGGCUCUAUCUCUGAUUCGAAACAGGAGAGAUACAAAACCCAACCAUGGCAGAUGAGAAUUUCUACUAAAUGAGAGUUCAUUCUUCUGUAAAAUAGAAAUCAAGAUGUUUCGAGUUUAGAUAAGCAAAUGGAUCAGGAAGCUGCAAAAUGAAAAGAUAAUUUACAAGGAGCAUUUGAGAACCAUCAGGGUUAAUAGCAAUAGCAAUAGCACUUAGACUUGUAUACCGCUUUACAGUGCUUUAUAGCCCUCUCUAAGCGGUUUACAGAGUCAGCCUCUUGCCCCCAACCAUCUGGGUCCUCAUUUAACCCACCUCGUAAGGAUGGAAGGCUAAGUCAACCUUGAGCCUGGUGAGGUUCAAACUGCCAAAUUGCAGUCAGCCGGCAGUCAGCAGAAGUAGCCUGCAGGACUGCACUGUAAUCACUGUGCCACUGUGGCUCUUAGUUGGUUAAGAUAGUUGGCGUACUGUUUUCUGUCACUGUUUAGCUAAUUUUUAUAGCUACCUAAGUCUUAACCGAUAGGAACAAGAACAAGAUAGGCUUUGUAGCGUCAUGCUACUGGCAACAGGCUGAUAGAGGGUGAAGUAUCUUUCUUCAUCUUGGCUUUUUAGCAGUCUAAACCACAAUUUAGUUAUUAAGAGGGCUGCUUCACUGUAAUUAUCUGCAGGCUACAUUUCCUGCUUAGUCUACAACUAACCCUACUAUCUCAGGAUGAAGUAAAACAAAGGAGAUUCAGAUGUGUUUGCACAGUUCAGAAGACAGCUGCCUAAAAUAAUUUAAAGCACUAAAAUCAUUCGUAUUCAAGGGUUCCUGGAACCGUUUAUCCUGUGUUUUUUGAUCGCACAGUUACGACUCUUCAAAAUACAAAAGCGAUGCCAUUAGAGGAGAAUAUGAGUAGCUCAGGGUUGAACUGGGGGGGUCCUUGAUGCUCUCUCAGCUUGUUUGUUUUGUUGCAGCCAUUUCAUUACCAAACAAGGUAACAUCAUCAUGCACUGAUAAUAUUUUCUAGUUUGGUCGUGAAACGUCUGCGAGAAAACAAACAAGCUCAGAGAGACCCAAGGACCCCACAAAGAUGAAACGAAUGUUUUUUAAAAACAAGAUUAUCACUUUUUAAGAUGGCAAGGAAGAUUUCUUCAUCCUAGUUGUUGUCUUCAGUCUUGGAUCAAGUGGACAUGUCAUCUGGGUGACUCCUAAACUGAGGCAGCAUCCUCUUCCUUUUCUUGCUCAUCCCUCCCAUCGUGGUGGAUUUCUUUAUCUUCAAUUCAGAGAUCCUAUACAAUCCAAAAUGACAAUCCUUUCGAUUGUCCCACCUACAGUGAUCAAAAUGGCCACGUGUGAGCUUUCUAAACCAAACAAUUGGCACCUCAAAUGUGACGGUUUCUUUGGAAGCAAACCUGUCUUCUGUUCAACAGAUGCAACUCGUCGUAUGCAGAGUAAAGUAGGGCAAGUUACACAUUGGAGUACUUCAUUCCUUUUUCAGCAGUCCUUCUCUGUGCUUGUCACCGGGGUCUCUUGGACAGGUUUCAACCCUUAAAAUGUGUCAGGCCUCCAACUGUUGGCCAGGUGAGGAAACAGACUUCCAAAGAACUCUCCUUUGUUGUUGGAAGGGGUAUCAUAAUGGUCUUGAAAGCCUGGCGGAGCUUCCCCUCUUAUCCCCAGAGAAUCAGGGUGGAAUUAUUUUGAGUUUCUUUCCCAACCCCUCUUCCUUCCCAGUGUUAAGUUGAGAUUCACUUAACGAUUCUUGCAUUCCUUUGUUCAAGCCUAUCUCCGUUUUCUCAGACAGAGUGGGUCAGAUGUGAAGAUUGACAGGUGUGACGUUUCAGAGUUUUCUUGUGCUCUGAGAUGAGUGAUGGUAUCCCCUCUUCUCCCUUAAAAGUUCUCCCGGCUAGUGUGAAUUUGUAUUUGUAUCUAACAUGUGGGCACCCAAACAGUCCCGAGUUACUAUGCACUAAGUGAGCAAUCCACCAAGCACUGCAGUGUGAGCACCUCCCCCCCCCCCUUGGCGAGAUUAACCUCUUGCCGAUGCUGAAGGAGAUGGGAGUAGUGGAUUGUCUUCAACCUUCUGUUGCCUUGAAAUACCUGAUGCCUGUAGACAUAGAAACGCUUUCCUAUUUAAAGCAAAACUUAUAGAAGUUGAGUACUAUAACGGUGGGUUGUUGUUGUUUUUUUUGCCUUGUAAAAGCUUCAAUACAAGGGUCUUAAUAUAUAUAAAUAUAUAUAUAUACUUUUGGCUUGUGUGAUGCUUUAGGUAAGACUGUUAAUUUUGUGUAAUGUAAUAGAGAUAAAAGCACAUGAUCUCCGUUAGACUAUGCAAUUUACAAUUUUCUGCCUGCGACUGGCAUCUGUGUUGCUGGCCUCUCCAAAUUUACAAUUGCUUUCUAUGCUGGCACCCAGGUUUUUUUAAAAAAAUGUUAUGGAAAGCGUUCAAACGGUAGCUUUCAUAACGAAAGAGUGAAGGCUUUUGUAACCCAAAGGAGGCGAUAUAUAUAUGUGUGUGUGUAUAUAUAUAUGUAUGUGUGUGUGUGUGUUAUACACACACACGCAUACACACACUGCCCGUUUUGAAAGUCAGUUUAACCAAAGUUUGACCACAAUUUGGCGCUCCUUCUAAUAAAUGCUUCAUUAGAAAAUGGAAUUGCCAUCCAUUGUAAACCAAAGAAUAAAAGAGAAAACAAUUGCUCGGAUGCAAACAAAUCUUGGGGGGAGAAAAAAAAACUCUAUUUUUGAUACAUAGAAUGAAUGUCAUUCCUUGAGGUUUGAAGAUUGUUCAAAUUGAAAUUUUCUAUUUAACAGUUUGGGACAAUAAUGAUUUAAGACUAAAAGUUACAUUCUAGAUGUUUACAGAGCCUUGUAUUGUAAUUUCAUGUACAUUUGUGUAUUAAACCUUUUGUAAGUUAUGAUUGCAGUGCUACAUGCAGAAGUACAAAGGGAAAAAGCAUUAUAGGCUCUUGAAUCAUAGUGUUGAAAUAAAAAAGAAAAUGCAUAUUA
Molecule: messenger RNA, 7772 nt
Organism: Ahaetulla prasina
Lineage: Eukaryota; Metazoa; Chordata; Lepidosauria; Squamata; Colubridae
Gene: NFATC3
Product: nuclear factor of activated T cells 3
Exons: 10
Coding region: 248-3529 (1093 amino acids)
Biological process (GO): regulation of transcription by RNA polymerase II; calcineurin-NFAT signaling cascade; cytokine production
Cellular component (GO): transcription regulator complex
Molecular function (GO): transcription factor binding; RNA polymerase II cis-regulatory region sequence-specific DNA binding; DNA-binding transcription factor activity, RNA polymerase II-specific
Source: RefSeq, a predicted model, not a curated record